AUGUACUACACCCUCCUCAAGCAGCUAACUGGCCCUCCAAUUCUCCACCCUCCAAACACCGCCGGAAAACUACUUCCGGCCAAUACCACCGGAAAAACCCCUCCUGAUUCCUCUCAAAAACCACUUAACAAUGUCUUGCUCCACCUCAACCUUAAUGGGCUGCCGGAAAAUCUGACCUCUUGGUUAAAACAUGCUUGGAGUAGUAAUCCACUGACCACUCUCAAGCUCAUAUGUCACCUCUGUAGUUGUCCUAACAAAGAAUGGUUUUACGCUGCGGUGAUUUGGCUCCACCAAAACCACCCCCUAACCCUAGCUUUCAAUAUUAGGAUUUUUUCCGGUUUUGGGUGCUUGAGAGAUUUUCUUGUGAUUCUUGAUAGAUCAUUGGUUGAUCCUGAAGAACAGACUCGUUCGAUGACGAAGAAGGAGAGAGAGAUUACAAGGGCGAGGAGGGUUGUCGGUAAGUAUCGAUGUGAUUCUAAUUAUCGACGCUUGCACGACAGAGUAUCUGAUUUGUUUGCUGAGUCUCUGAAGUCUGAUCUUGAGUUUUUGAAAUCUGGUGAUGUAGAAAGGAUCGGCCUUGCUUCUAAACAUUGUCCAUCAAUUGAUUCUACUUUCGAUAAAUCAACAUUGAUAUGCGAGGGGAUUGCAAGAAGAAUUUUCCCACGAGAAUCGGAUUCUGUGUACGUAGAAAUUAAAGAAGCUCAUUAUGCAUAUAGGGUUCGAGAAAGGUUGCGCAAAGAAGUUCUCGUCCCUCUUCGCAAAGCUUUAGCAACUAGAGAGAAGGAUUCAAUUUCAGAUCCACAAUCUGCAAGAACAAGAAGAACAAGCACAUUUAGGAAGGUUAUUGCAAAAGGGGUCGAUAAAAGGUUUAGGUUUUACGCUAUGAUCGCUGCCAAGUAUGCAAACAAGAGCGAUGAAUCGUUAUUCGCUCAUCAAUUCACGUCUGCAUUCGACCCCAACACCUGCAGCGAGACUGCAGAUACUCAGCGGCGCAGACUUGUUGAGGACUUGUUAAAAACAGAGAAUUUGAAGAACAGUAUCGCAAUUUGCGACGCUUCGGGGAAAGCAGCAAUAAUGAAUAUUGGACUUGCAAUGAGCUUAUUGAUUUCAGAACUCAGCGACGGGCCAUGGAAAGGGAAAGUAUUCACAUUCAACGAUCGUCCCAAGCUCCGAAAAAUCGAAGGAGACAAUCCUCACGCAAAGGCACAAUACAUCAAACAGUUGGCGUUCAGCAACAACGACAACCACAAAGUCGAUUUCUGCAAAGUUUUCGAUCGAAUUUUGCAAGUUUUGAUGAAUGGGAAGAUGAGCAAAGACAAGAUGGUGAAAAGGGUAUUUAUGUUCAGUGAAAAUGAGUUCUGCAAAGUAGCCAAGAACUAUGAAAAGGAAAAUUACAAAGAGGUUUGGGAGAAUUAUAGGAAGAGAGGACACAAAACAGUGCCCGAGGUGGUGUUUUUCAACCUCAGAGACACUGUUAAUUGUUGUGUGAUGAUUGUCACCCCUACAGGGAUGAAGAGUGUGGAGAUUAUGAUAAGUGGGUUUUUGAAGAGAUUGAUAAACUUGUUCUUGAAGAGAGAAGGGGUUGAGAAUCUGGAUGUUGUAAUGAAAUCGCUUCCCAAACAGGAAGAUUUGAUAACACUGACCGGUCUUGGAGAAAGAUACAAGGAUGUGGAUCUUCUUGUUUUUGAUUGA
Molecule: messenger RNA, 1692 nt
Organism: Camellia sinensis
Lineage: Eukaryota; Viridiplantae; Streptophyta; Magnoliopsida; Ericales; Theaceae
Source: RefSeq, a predicted model, not a curated record